Messenger RNA from Lachancea lanzarotensis, 363 nucleotides. It is a transcript of the gene SRB6, whose product is annotated as LALA0S01e14664g1_1. Gene Ontology annotation, molecular function: transcription coregulator activity. Bases 1 to 363 code for a protein of 120 amino acids. Gene Ontology annotation, cellular component: mediator complex. The transcript has a single exon. NCBI's taxonomy places the organism in Eukaryota, Fungi, Ascomycota, Saccharomycetes, Saccharomycetales, Saccharomycetaceae. Gene Ontology annotation, biological process: regulation of transcription by RNA polymerase II. The record is from RefSeq and is a predicted model, not a curated record.
AUGAGUGACAAGGGUCUUCUUGAGCAGCUGAACCGCACAACGGAAACAUUGUCGCAUUCUCUGACGAAUUUGAUCAGAUAUGCGUCGAUCUCCACAGAGAAAGAUGACGAAGAACAUGGAGCACAGGAGCUUCCCGAAUCCACGUCAAAGACUUCUACUGGUGGUCUUAUGAUGGUGAGUGGACAGACCGCGCAAUUGAUACGCGGGAUUCAGGAUCUUAUGGUGAUGACGCGCAAUAUACGCGAGAAAUGGGUCUUGACACAGAUUCCAGACGAAAAGGCGGAUUCACAACAGGAAUUGGAAAUGGCCAAGUGCGCUGACCUUUUGGAAGAAUGGUCAAAAGCUGUCUUGGGGAAAAUAUGA